AUAGAGUAAUUUUUAAGUACUGCAUAUGAGCAAGAUGUCUAUGAAAUCGCUCUCAUUUCUGCUGCUACUACAGCUGACUUGCUAUUUUAACUCUGGGUUUUGUGGAAAGGUGCUGGUGUGGCCAGUGGAAUUUAGUCAUUGGAUGAAUAUGAAGGCAGUUCUGGAUGAACUAGUCAUGAGGGGUCAUGAGGUGACUGUUCUAAUAUCUUCAGCUUCCACUAUUACUGAUGCCAACAAACCAUCUGCUUUUAAGUUUGAGAUUUUCCCUGUAUCUUUAACUAAAGAUGAUUUUGAAAAUGCUGUCAAGAAUUUGAUUGAGAAAUGGACAUAUAUGGCAAAAAAUUCAUUUUGGACAAAUGUUUCAUCAUUGAGAGAAUUGAAAAGUUUACUUUGGGAAUUUUCUGGAAUGCUUAUGAAAAUGUGUAAAGAAGUUGUUUCAAAAAAGAAACUUAUAACAAAACUACAGGAAUCAAGGUUUGAUGUCCUUCUUGCAGAUGCCGCUGGACCCUGUGGUGAGCUGCUUACUGAGCUACUUAGAAUUCCUUUAGUGUACAGUCUCCGUUUUUCGCCUGGCUAUUUGUUUGAAAAAUAUAGUGGAAAACUUUCAUUCCCACCAUCCUAUGUGCCUGUUAUAUUUUCAGCAUUAAGUGAUCACAUGACAUUCAUGGAAAGGGUCAAAAAUAUGCUAUAUGUACUUUAUUUUGACUUCUGGUUCCAAACAUUUGAUGAGAAGACAUGGAACGAGUUUUACAGUGGAGUACUGGGUAGACCCACUACAUUUUUAGAGACAAUUGGAAAAGCUGAUAUGUGGCUGAUUCGAACCUAUUGGGAUUUUGAAUUUCCUCGCCCAGUGCUGCCAAAUUUUGAAUUUGUUGGAGGCCUCCACUGCAAACCUGCCAAACCCCUACCUAAGGAAAUGGAAGAGUUUGUUCAGAGCUCUGGAGAAAAUGGUAUUGUGGUGUUUACUUUGGGGUCAAUGAUCAGUAACAUAACAGAAGAAAAAGCCAAUGUAAUUGCAUCAGCUCUUGCCCAGAUUCCACAAAAAGUUCUAUGGAGAUAUGAUGGCAAGAAACCAGAUACCCUAGGGCCCAAUACUCGUCUGUAUAAGUGGAUACCCCAGAAUGACCUUCUUGGUCACCCAAAAACCAAAGCCUUUAUAACUCAUGGUGGAACCAAUGGCAUUUAUGAGGCUAUCUACCAUGGGAUCCCUAUGGUGGGCCUUCCUUUGUUUGCUGAUCAACCUGAUAACAUUGUGCGAGUGAAGGCCAAGGGAGCAGCUGUCAGAGUGGACUUGGAAACAAUGUCAUCAAGAGAUCUGCUCAACGCAUUGAAGGAAGUCAUUAACAAUCCUUCCUACAAAGAGAAGGCUAUGUGGUUAUCCACCAUUCAACGCAAUCAGCCUAUAAAGCCCCUGGACCGAGCAGUCUUCUGGAUUGAGUUUGUCAUGCGCCACAAAGGAGCCAAGCACCUGAGGCCAGCAGCCCACAACCUCACCUGGUUCCAGUACCACUCUCUGGAUGUGAUUGGGUUCCUGCUGGCCUGUGUGGCAACUGUUGUAUUUGUCACCACAAAAUGCUUUCUCUUUUGUUACCGCAAGUUUGCUAAAACAGGAAAGAAGCAAAAAAGGGAGUAGCUGAAGGCGUUAUGCCCCUAGAUGGAACUCCUCCAGUUUAUUCCAGCACAAAAGAGUUAUGAUGAGCUUCCCCUGUGACAAAACAACAAUUCACAAUUUAGCAUCAAAAUUGUUUUCAAGAGAUUUUAUACCUGUUUACAAAUUAGAAAUAAGUCAUGCCAAGAAUAAAACUGGUGAAAUCUCCAGUGAGAAUAAAGCUAUAGGGUAUAUAUUGAAAUGUACUCUUUUAAUUCAAAAGCUAUACUGAAAGAUUGAAUUUAACUGUGUUUCACAGGUUAUGCAUAGUACAAGUACAGUAACAAAUCUAUUCAUAGUAUCCAUAUUAUAUUGUAGAUAUUCAGAAUUUUUACUCUAUUUUGGUAUAGAAUUCUACAGUUUUGUCUUGCUAUAGAAGCUAUUCAAUAAUUGGAAUUGUAUCAAAAGAUGCACCCCUUCAUUUUAUUUGUGAGACCACUAACACUUGGAUUUUACUAUCCAUCCAGCCUCAGCAUCAUUUUUUAACCUAAAGCCAUGGCAAGUCAUUUGCCUUCAUCCAUUUUAGCUUGUUUAGCAGUGGAAUAUUUGUUGAAUUAGGAAUAUAGCAACUGCUACCUGCUUCAUAGUAUAAAACUGAGAUAUUUCUGAAAAUCUUUGAUUUCAUUACCUAAUUCUCUAUUUUUGAUUGUCUUUAAAAUUAGUCAGCUUAUUGGGAGUUUAAAUUGGUACAACCACUAUGGAGAAUGAUAUGAAGUUUCCUUAAAAAUCUACAAUUAGAGCUACCAUAUGACCCUGCAAUCUCCUCCUUAGCAUGUAUCCAGAGGAAAGCAUAAUCCAAAAGGAUACAUGCACUGUCAUUGUAGCACUGUUUACAAUAGCUGAGACAUGAAAGCAAAUUAAAAGCCCAUUGAAAGAGGAAUGGAUAAAGAUGAGGCACAUAUAUACAAUGGAAUAUUACUCAGCCAUUAAAAAUAAUAAAAUAAUACCAUUUACAGCAACAUGGAUGAACCUAGAGAUUGUCAUACUCAGUAAAAUAA
Molecule: messenger RNA, 2646 nt
Organism: Bubalus bubalis (water buffalo)
Lineage: Eukaryota; Metazoa; Chordata; Mammalia; Artiodactyla; Bovidae
Product: UDP-glucuronosyltransferase 2B4
Exons: 6
Coding region: 26-1633 (535 amino acids)
Molecular function (GO): UDP-glycosyltransferase activity
Source: RefSeq, a predicted model, not a curated record